Molecule: messenger RNA, 3226 nt
Organism: Bubalus bubalis (water buffalo)
Lineage: Eukaryota; Metazoa; Chordata; Mammalia; Artiodactyla; Bovidae
Gene: MAPK11
Product: mitogen-activated protein kinase 11
Exons: 11
Coding region: 714-2231 (505 amino acids)
Biological process (GO): protein phosphorylation; intracellular signal transduction
Cellular component (GO): nucleus; cytoplasm
Molecular function (GO): ATP binding; MAP kinase activity
Source: RefSeq, a predicted model, not a curated record
CUAGAGAGGAACUGAGGCCCGCGCGCUGGGAGUGGGACCCGGCACCCUUCUUACUUUUAGGCUCCCUGCAGGACCCAGAUUCGCCAGGCACAACUGUCCAUUUGCCUGGGACUGCGUUGACAUGUUUUAAUUUGGUUAUCAAUAUUUCAAUAUCAGGAAGUUUUACACAAAAACUCAGAUUUUUGCUUGUUUCAUAAAAGGGGAAGGUUGGGCACCCAGCCUGAGGUCGCACUCUUUUGGGAUGGGCAGCCGAGCGCCGGCCCCCCCCCGCCCCCCCCCCCCGCCCCCCGCUUUCCCAGGGUGCGGGUCAGGGGGCUGACUCCCCAGAGAUGCUCUAUCCCAACCCUGGUCACUUCAAACAGAAGCAGCCGCUCCCGCCCAGAGCUCCAGACAGAUGCUGAAACAGGCCCAGCCCCUUUCAGUGACAGCAGCCGGUGCAAACCGCACUCCUCAAAGGCAGAGAGGAAAUGCCCCGUGCGGGGUGGAGUUCGCAGUUCGAGACCCCGCAGUACCUGGGAAAGUCAGAGUGGGCUUCCUGGAAGAGGUCACAGCUGAGGGGGCUACUUCAGCAGGAGGACGGGUCCCAGGCCCCAAAGACGGCCCAGGUGGGGAGAGUUUCCUGAGUCCAGCCCUCCCAUCCCCUCGGCGCCGCCGCUGUCCCUGGUCCUGAGGGCGGGUCUCCGGGCCGGCCCGGCAGUUGCGCUUCCCCCAGGAUGCGGCUGAGACCGGCCCUGGAGCCACCAAUGCAGGAGGCCCCACCAGGUCGGGGAAGCUUUACCAGGAAGCGAACCACACGGCCAAGGCCGGAUGGCCAAACGGGAAAGGAAGCCAGGCCGACCCAGGGUUCAAGGCAACGCCAUCGGCCCACACGGAAGGGACCAUACCCAACCAAAUGCCUAGCUUUUAUUAGGGGAGGGGAGUUCUAUUCUGAAAAAUAUGUAUAUGAAUAUAAAUAUAUGUGUUCCAUGAUUUGCCCUGGCUUCUCUGAUUUAAAGGAUUCUGCCUUCAUUCCAGGGGGAGCUCGCUGGGGGAGGGGAGGGGUGCAGGGCCCGGAUGAGGAGCCGGGAGAGGAGGGGUGCCCGCCCCCGAGCAGGCUAGAGCGGGGAGACGCAGGACCUAGAGCAGGCGGGUGGCGGAGUGCGGGCGAAGGCAGCUCGGCCUACGACACGCGGCUGCGCCAGAGGGUGGCGGUGAAGAAGCUGUCGCGGCCCUUCCAGUCUCUGAUCCACGCGCGGAGAACCUACCGGGAGCUGCGGCUGCUCAAACACCUGAAGCACGAGAACGUCAUCGGGCUGCUGGACGUGUUCACGCCGGCCACCUCCCUGGAGGACUUCAGCGAAGUGUACCUGGUGACCACGCUGAUGGGCGCCGACCUGAACAACAUUGUCAAGUGCCAGGCGCUGAGUGACGAGCACGUCCAGUUCCUCGUGUACCAACUGCUGCGCGGGCUAAAGUACAUCCACUCGGCCGGGAUCAUCCACCGGGACCUGAAGCCCAGCAACGUGGCCGUGAACGAGGACUGCGAGCUGCGGAUCCUGGACUUCGGGCUAGCGCGCCAGGCAGACGAGGAGAUGACUGGCUACGUGGCCACGCGAUGGUACAGGGCCCCCGAGAUCAUGCUGAACUGGAUGCACUACAACCAGACAGUGGACAUCUGGUCCGUGGGUUGCAUCAUGGCUGAGCUGCUCCAGGGAAAGGCUCUCUUCCCCGGAAGUGACUACAUCGACCAGCUGAAGCGUAUCAUGGAGGUGGUGGGCACGCCCAGCCCUGAGGUUCUAGCAAAGAUAUCCUCAGAACAUCUGUGGACCUCCUGGGCAGGAUGCUGGUGCUGGACAGUGACCAGAGGGUCAGCGCGGCCGAGGCUCUGGCACACGCCUACUUCAGCCAGUACCACGACCCGGACGACGAGCCCGAGGCGGAGCCCUACGACGAGAGCGUGGAGGCCAAGGAGCGCACGGUGGAGGAGUGGAAGGAGCUCACCUACCAGGAAGUCCUCAGCUUCAAGCCCCCAGAGCCCCCGCAGCCGCUGGGCAGCCUGGACGUUGAGCAGUGAUGGAAUGCCGCCGCCAGCUGCCCCGCUGGGACUCAAGCCCCGGCCUGCCAGGCCCCCACGGGGGGCGCCUGCCCUGGCGCCCCCACAGCCAGUGGCACCCAGCCCUGGCCUGGGACCCCCGUCCUCACACUGCGCCUUCUGGGGAACUGCGCGUGUGUGGGUGCCUGCACGGGCGUGAGCCGCGGUGUGGGAGCCGAGGCACAGCGUCCUGCACGUCCUUGUCCUCCUGCCCCCUCCCGAGGUCCCCUGUAGGGCCUCCCUGGGGGACCUGGGUGCCAGAAGAGCUCUCCCUGGGCAGUGUGUGUGUUCCUAGACCUGGAUCCCAGAGGGCUGGCUCUGGGGGGGUGGGGGUAAGUACACUGGGGCUGGAGCCUCCCUGAGACAAAGGAAGAGUCUUGAUGGUCAGAGCUGCUCCGUCUGGAAGUGAGGGGUUCCCUUCAAAAGUGCUGAGGCUCAAAGGGUCUUCUGUGGGGGUGGUGGAGUGGGGCGGCUGCCUGGAGCCACGUGUCCUCAUGCUGUAUGCGGUGCGUGUGUCCUGGAAUCCACAUGUCAGAGCAAACUGAGACCUGUGUGUCUGAGGGCCCCUGAGAGCUGCGGUGUGACCGGCCGCAGGCCCAAGUGGGGAUGACUGUACCCUUGCCUCCCCUGCCUUCAGUCCUCGAGGUGGGUGGGGCGCAAGGCUUUGCUAAGAGCCUGCUGGGCGGCAUGCAAGGGGCUCAGGUGUCCACGGGCACCCUUGUGAGCAAAUCCCCUCUCCCCUUGGACGUGGGAGCUGCAGCAGGCUCCUGAGGCACGGGGGUCCGGGCCCGCCUGGGGGCUGGCAGGCUUGGGGGGCUCCGGCCUCGAGGCGCCCAUCAGCGUGGACGUGGAUCCUGGCCCCGAGUGGAUGGAGAAACCUGUGCCCGCCCAACCCCUGCCUGCCCUCUGGUCCUGCUGCCGGGACCUGGGGUGCCCUAGUCUGUGCGUCCGCCCUUGUCCUCUGUCCUUCCAGAGUGGAGGGGACCCAGCAACCUCUGGGACAGGCCCCUGCUCCAGAUGUGUUGGGGGUGUGGGCCCGCCGUCAAGGGGCUUCCCUGCCAGGUGGCGACCUCUCACCCUGCGGGACCAGGGAGGUCUGAGUGUCAAGUGCCUGCACGGGGGUUUUGCAAUAAAGGGGGUCCUGCCCACCAUGAA